This is a messenger RNA of Spinacia oleracea (spinach), 1988 nucleotides long. RefSeq lists its product as uncharacterized. The transcript has 4 exons. Lineage: Eukaryota; Viridiplantae; Streptophyta; Magnoliopsida; Caryophyllales; Amaranthaceae. The coding region runs from base 607 to 903 and encodes 98 amino acids. The record is from RefSeq and is a predicted model, not a curated record.
UAAUAGCGUUUAUUUAAUAGCGCUUUUGCCUCUUCAGCUAUCAAAAAUUUAAAAAACAACAUAUUAUAGCGCUUAUCUAAAAAGCGCUGUGAUAUGUUCACAUAUUAUAGCGUUUAGAUCUUCUGCGCUAUCAUAUUACCCGUUUAUUAUAGUAAAAAAGACUUCCCGUUUAUUAUAGGGAACAAAAUGUUAAAACGAGUAAAAAGUUAACCACCUAACUCUUUCUCUCCUCGGAUUCUCUUCAGUCAAUCUGCAAAACCUCAAAACCCCAAAAGUCUCAAUGGACGCCGAAACCCUCCUACCAAAGUCCUUCACACGGCGACGAGUUCCUUCAGGCGGCGGCGAUUUAUUUCAGAUGGCGGCGUUUUCUCUCGCCCUGCGCCCUACGAUGCUUCUUCUCACUACGAAAUUGAAUUUUAAGGUUAUUGACUAUUGUAGCUCAUAUUGGUGGUAUAAUAUUUGUUAAAGUAGUAUCUGGAUUGUUGGAAAAAUGGGUUCAGAAGGUCCUGCACCGUCAGCAGUAACAGACUAACAGUUCAUGUUAAGAAGUUUCAUGGAGUUGCUGAAAAUCCGACAGAGACAAUUGUGCGUAAUCUGAAAGAAUACAUGGAGAAGAAGGGUUUACCAAAAGGGCUGGCUUUAGGGAGCUGCAAUGUUCUUGAAACUGCAGGACUUGGGGCAUUUGCUCCUCUUCAUCAGACGCUGCCAUCUGCCAUUAAUAGGAAUGAUUCAGAAUUGCCAAAUUCUGGGACUGUUAUUUGGGUAUGCAGAGAUCGUAUAAUUCAGGAGGAGUUCAAUUCUCUAAGCCUUUCUAAGUUGCAGAAGUAUUUGACAGAUGAGGAAUACAGAGAGAUAGAUGAAGAUAUAUCUCGACUAAAGACUAGUUCUCAGCUUACUAGCUGAUCUUGGCUGCAAUUGAUCAAUCUUGUUCGAGGAUCUCAUAAAUUAAAUCUCCCAGUUUGGGGCUGCAGAGCUACAUGCGGUCUCUUCCUUCAUAGGCGGGAUUGCGUCACAUGAAGUGAUAAAGGUAUGCUAUAUUUAUCAAGAUUUUAUUGUUUUAUUCUGUUUUAUUGUCAAGAUCCAUAGCGCCUAAGAGUUGGAUUAACACUUGCAAAAUACUUAGUGUGGUAGCUAGUGAUUAGUGGCUUCCUUGGACAUGCAACACUUUAGAGAUUCAUUAAUAGUACGCAUUCCCUGUAAAGAUCUCCACAACUUAAGAACCGGCUAUGUACUAUACUUUUCACUUAUGGCUUCUGAUGUCAAAGGAACAAUCUUAUUCUGUAAUGGUACUCGGACCAUCUUCAUCUUUGUCACUUUUGUCUGAGUAAACAAAAUGGAAGGGCUACGAGUCUGAUUUGAUGAACAAGACUUCUUUUGCCUUCACUUAUUGGUAGACUAGAUUCCUUUGCUUGGACUACUACUGUCUUGUGUAACUGUUUACUUUGUCCUACAUCUGACAUCCCAGAUGAACCUCUUGGUUUUUGAGUCAGAUUUUUCAUGGCAUCCAUCUCGGAUCCAUCUCCGUAGCUUCAAUUGAUAAUAUAUCAGCAAGGAAUUAUCUGUAAUUCUUUUCCAAAAACAUCAUAAUCUAUUACUAUAAUGUGAAGUUCAAUUUUUUUUCAUGUAUGGCACUUAUUGUUUAUGGUAAUACUAAUUCUUUCGGGUUUUUCCUUUCUAUAUAUGUAUGAAUUAUUAUACCCCAUUGUUUCGCAGUACUUUUCAGAUUGUCAGUUUCCAAGUUAUGACAAGGAGCAGAUUGACUAAGUAAGAACCGAAUGGGUGCGCCAUGUUGUUCAACAAUUGUAUAAUAGCUAGGUUAUGUUGAAGGAACAAAAAAAAUAAGACUCUAUUAAUUAAUGUAUUUUACGUAGUUUAAUGUUUAGAAUUUUAUUUUAGAUCUAUGUAAUCGGUUUUAUUAGGGUUACAAUUGCAAAAAUUCUUUUAAUUCAGGUUUGGAAAUUAAUUUUCAACUAUUUACUAUUCUUCAA